This is a messenger RNA of Penicillium nucicola, 1302 nucleotides long. Its product is annotated as putative MFS monocarboxylate transporter. Bases 1 to 1302 code for a protein of 433 amino acids. Gene Ontology annotation, biological process: transmembrane transport. Lineage: Eukaryota; Fungi; Ascomycota; Eurotiomycetes; Eurotiales; Aspergillaceae. The transcript has 4 exons. The record is from RefSeq and is a predicted model, not a curated record. Gene Ontology annotation, molecular function: transmembrane transporter activity. Gene Ontology annotation, cellular component: fungal-type vacuole membrane.
AUGAAUUCCGAAGACUUUACGCUGGACGAGAUCCAUUCUCGCAGAUCUACAAAUGAAGCCACCGAGAUCGAGCAACCCGCCCUUCCCCCAGCAGAUGGCGGCAGAGCUGCAUGGCUGAUGCUGGCUUCAUGUUGUCUGAUUCAGUUGCCCGUUUGGGGCUUCUCCACUGUGUUUGGUAUCUUCCAAGAAUACUAUACAACGCAUGACGUCCUACAAGGAAGCAAAGGCGACCUGGCGACCGUUGGGACUUCUUCCACUGGCAUCCUGUAUCUGCUUUCGCCUGUUACCUUUACGAUUCUGACGCGGUACCCUCGCUUGCAAUACUACAGUGCGCCUACAGGCUUGAUCAUUACAGUGAUAGGAUCUCUGCUAUCCUCAUUCUCCGUGCAAGUAUGGCAUCUUAUUGCUACCCAGGGUGUCAUGUGUGCUCUUGGAAAUGCGCUCUUGUUUAGCCCGUCGUCCUUGUACCUUGACCAGUGGUUUUUACACCGAAAGGGCCUUGCACUUGGGACUAUGUGGGCUGCGAAAAGUGUCACUGGCGUUGCUCUGCCGUUUGCUGCCAGUUUUAUCACUACUCUCAUGGCACUACCAUAUAUGAAACCUCGAAUCCCAAUCUCGGCUUCGGCUUCAGCACGUCGCUUGGAUUUGAGUUUCCUGAAGCAAUCCAGUUUCUGGAUGCUGGAAGCGGGAAAUAUCAUCCAAAGCUUUGGCUAUUUCCUGCCAACAACGUACCUUCCUUCGUAUUCAACGGGAACGGUAGGGCUAUCCCAGACAACUGGUACACUGUUGCUCUCGCUCGUCAAUGUAACCUCCAUAUUCGGCGGUAUCGCUAUUGGAAUCCUAUGUGAUCGCUUCUCUGUCACCAACGUCAUGUUUAUAUCCUCAGUUGGCUCGGCAUUGUCGGUAUUUUUGUUCUGGGGCCUGGCGUCGUCUGGCUCUGAAUCCUCAGAGACGGCCAUUACCCUUCUUAUUAUAUUCUCCAUGACAUAUGGAUUCUUUGCCGGUGGCUUUAGCUCGACCUGGUCGGGCGUUAUCACUCAAAUCAAACGUGAUACAUCGCCAUCACUAGAGACCGGUCUUGUGUUUGGUCUUCUGGCUGGAGGACGAGGCAUUGGAAAUGUCAUCAGUGGGCCACUGAGUACGGUGUUGAUUCGCUCCGGUUCUUUAAGUGAUUCGAGUGGCUCCAGCGGCUACGAUUCUCAGUAUGGAACUUUGAUACUGUUUACAGGCAUCACAGCUUUCCUGGGGGCAUGGAGUUGGAUGUGGCGAUACAUCAGUCCUGCAGUACGGUGUCUGGCUUGA